UUCUUGCGUCUGCUGUUGUCGUUGAUAGAUCUUAUAACUCGAGAUGCGCUGCCAGUUGAUCCUCCUCGUUCAGUCCUUGCCUUCGUAACACGAACAAACAACUACAACUUGUCGCACAACAUAUUCCCCUACUCUCUUACUGUCCUCUUCUCCAGAGUAUGGCCCAUACUGCCGUUGCCAACACUCGAACAAGACCUGUCUCCUCCACCGUUGUUACACAACACGACAAGUACGCCAUCGACAACAUGACACGAUCAGCUUCCGCAGAGCCUACGAAGCCCACCAAGCGCAAGGGUACCAGAAGCGUUUCGACUUUGACGCCCUCCCAGCUGGCACGCAAGCGUGCCAAUGACAGAGAAGCUCAGCGCGCUAUCCGAGCCAGGACGAAGGAGCACAUUGAGAGACUCGAGCGAGAGCUCGAGGAGCUCAAGAGCGAACGUGGCCGCGACCAAAGUCAGACCGUCCAGGAGCUUUUGCGCAAGAACAAGGCCCUUGAAGAGGAACUGUUCAAGCUCCGCGAGAGCAUGGGCGUUCCUAACGGGCAGUCCUACCCAAAUUCAGGUAUGGCUGCCUCCUCACUCGCCUCGUCUUCUGCGUGGUUGCCUCUUGUUCGUGCUGACUCGGCUCCAGUAUACGACGACAAUCUCAGCUCAAUCAGCGGUGCCGUCCCAAGCCCUCGAUCUUCGCCCUUCCCUUCCAACGGCGACUACAACGUGAUGCAAGAACUCGGCCCCUCUUACGUGCCCAUGCCCGAUGCAUCAGAGUCAUGGGGCCCCGGCAUUCCCGUUUCCGUACCCUCCACCGUCUCAAGCCCGUCAUCCUCUGCCAACACGGACGAGUACGGCGCUGGCUACAUCCCCACGAGCGUCCCCGCGCCGAUGAUGGACGCUCGAAGCAUCCCGGCCAAAAUGGACUACGACGACGUUGAUUCUGUCCCUAGACGCUGGAUACCCUCACAACCACUCAAUGGGUCACCAUCAACAGGUGCCCAUGUCUCAUCAUCAGUCGUAUCUUCAUCACCAGCAGUCGUGGAACUCAUACCCAACUCCGGUGUACUAUCAACAACCGUCGGCUCACUGAUCCGCCAGCCCGGCACCGCCCUCUGGGAGAUUCCGACGCUCAUCGUCCCGCCUACAUGUCGGAUCGACCAGCUCCUAGUCGGCUUCAUCCAGGACUGCCGUCGACUGGCCCAACUGAAACCCCUCGACACGCUCCUGCGGCCUGCCAGGGUCAACGUGAAGAACUUCCUCGAGUACCACCCGGCCUCACCCACAACAGAACCUCCUCGGUGUCAGCUAGCCGACCUUGACCGAGCCGCCUCCUCCACGGUCACUGGGCCCGGGGUCAAUCACCCUAUCGCCGAGCUCAUUACUGCCCUCGUCAACAAGGGGGGCGUUACAAACGUCAUUGAGCGCCUCGCAGUCUUUGCCGUCAUUCAAAGAGCCGUCGCCUGGCUGGUGCAUCCAACGCGAGAAGCGUAUGCGGCCAUUAUGCCGGAACUCACUCCAAAGCCUUGCCAAAACCGCAUCCCGCAUCCCCAAUGGGUCGACCUCGUACUAUGGCCUCCGCUGCGCACCACAAUCAUCGAGCGGCAGGAGGUGUACGCCAAUGAAGAGUUCCAGUCCGUCUACUCGGCAAGCUUGAGACUCAUCAACUGGCCGUGCCGACCCAUUGACGCCCUGGUAGUAGACCCACAAUCCGGGGAGAUGUGGCUGAGCGACACGUUUACUGCCCACGCAAUGCGCGUCGAAAACUGGCGCCUCAAUGAGAACUUUGUUCGACGAUACCCCGAACUUCGCGGCUGUGUUGCCGUCGAAGGAUCCUGA
Molecule: messenger RNA, 1826 nt
Organism: Colletotrichum destructivum
Lineage: Eukaryota; Fungi; Ascomycota; Sordariomycetes; Glomerellales; Glomerellaceae
Product: Putative basic-leucine zipper domain superfamily
Exons: 3
Coding region: 159-1826 (555 amino acids)
Biological process (GO): regulation of DNA-templated transcription
Molecular function (GO): DNA-binding transcription factor activity
Source: RefSeq, a predicted model, not a curated record